Molecule: messenger RNA, 1958 nt
Organism: Brachypodium distachyon (stiff brome)
Lineage: Eukaryota; Viridiplantae; Streptophyta; Magnoliopsida; Poales; Poaceae
Product: cytochrome P450 90A4
Exons: 7
Coding region: 138-1634 (498 amino acids)
Biological process (GO): brassinosteroid biosynthetic process; sterol metabolic process; brassinosteroid homeostasis
Molecular function (GO): heme binding; oxidoreductase activity, acting on paired donors, with incorporation or reduction of molecular oxygen; iron ion binding
Source: RefSeq, a predicted model, not a curated record
AACAGCUAGAAAAAGGGAGCCCCCUUCCUCCUCUGCUCUAGCUGUCGCAGCGUCUGCAAUCUCAGUCCCACCCGUUCUUCCUCCUCCUAGUCCUCGCCCCAACCUGGGAAGGCAACCAAGCCAGAGAGCACACGGCCAUGGAGAACGCCGGCGCGCUGCAGCUCCUCUCCGCCGCCGCCGCAGCUGUUGCCGUCGUGGUGGUGGUGGCACUCAGAUGGCUCCUCGCGAGGCGCGCGGCCGGGGGCUGGAAGCAGAGGCCGCGGCUGCCGCCGGGGAGCACGGGGCUUCCCCUGAUCGGCGAGACGCUGCGGCUGAUCUCAGCGUACAAGACGCCCGACCCGGAGCCGUUCAUCGACGAGCGGGUGGCGCGGCACGGGGGCGUCUUCACUACCCACGUCUUCGGCGAGCGCACCGUCUUCUCCGCCGACCCGGCCUUCAACCGCCUCCUCCUCGCCGCCGAGGGCCGCGCCGUCGACUGCAGCUACCCUUCCUCCAUCACCACGCUACUCGGCGCCCGCUCCUUGCUCCUCACCCGCGGCGCCGCCCACAAGCGCCUCCACUCGCUCACCCUCACCCGCCUCGGCCGCCCCGCCUCGCCGCCGCUCCUCGCGCACAUCGACCGCCUCGUGCUGGACACCAUGCGCCACUGGGAGCCCGCCGCCACCGUCCGCCUCCUCGACGAGGCCAAGAAGAUCACCUUCAAUCUCACCGUCAAGCAGCUCGUCAGCAUCGACCCCGGGCCCUGGACCGAGAGCCUCCGCCGCGAGUACGUCAAGCUCAUCGACGGCUUCUUCUCCAUCCCCUUCCCUUUCGCCUCGCUCCUCCCCUUCACCACCUAUGGCCAGGCCCUCAAGUCGAGGAAGAAGGUUGCCGGAGCGCUGCGUGAAGUGAUAAGGAAGAGGAUGGAGGAGAGAGGGGAAGAGAGUGGGGCGACGGAGGAGGCGGAGUCCAAGAGGGAGAAGAAGGACAUGGUGGAGGAGCUUCUUCAAGCGGAGGGUGGGAGCUUCUCGGAGGAGGAGAUGGUGGACUUCUGCCUGUCCCUGCUGGUUGCCGGGUACGAGACCACGUCCGUCCUCAUGACCGUCGCCGUCAAGUUCCUCACCGAGACGCCGGCGGCGCUGGCUCAGCUCAAGGAAGAGCACGAAAAUAUGACCAACAUGAAAGGCGAAAACCAACCUCUAGAGUGGAGCGAUUACAAGUCAAUGACAUUCACCCAAUGUGUGAUUAACGAGACACUCCGUGUGGCUAACAUUAUUAGUGGGGUGUUCAGGCGAGCAAACACUGAUAUUCAUUUUAAAGGCUACACUAUUCCGAAGGGCUGUAAAAUUUUCGCUUCAUUCCGAGCUGUGCACCUCAAUAACGAUCACUAUGAGAAUGCCCGGACAUUUGACCCUUGGAGAUGGCAGAGCAACCACAAACUUCAGAAUGAGGUAGGGGCCAACUUAUUUACUCCCUUCGGAGGUGGACCUCGGUUGUGCCCAGGCUAUGAGCUUGCCCGGGUUGUCAUCUCUGUUUUCCUCCAUCAUCUCGUAAUGCGCUUUAGCUGGGAAGCGGCUGAGGAAGAUAGGCUUGUCUUCUUUCCCACCACACGAACCCUGAAAGGAUAUCCUAUCAACCUCAGGCAGCGAUCGUAAUCCACUCGGUUACCUCCACCUUGGUGCUCUUAUCUUGAAAGCAAAAAAGUUAAACAUAGAUGAAGGAAGAGAACAAAAAUCAGCAAUAGCCUAGUCUACUUGUGCUCUGUUAGUUUCUAUGCUCUGAAAUGAAAUCUGGUACACAAGAGCAAAGUUGUGCUGCUUGUAAAAUAUGUGGCCUAAACUGUUAUUGUGUACUGAUGUUACAAUUGACGUUCUGUUUUGUCGUGCAUUUGGCUGUCCUGAAUGAUGAGAUGUACUGCAAUGUUAACGACAAGAUGCGUUGUUAGAAAAGAGAGGAUAAAUGGCAUCUCCUGGUUAAAA